UAAGGAUGAAUACAGGCGAAUGCCAGAGGAAGCGUAGUUUUUCCGAAGAGCUGAAGGCAGCCUGUGAUUACGCCCUUAGCGCUUCCCCUUCUCUGUUUUCUGAUCUCCUAAUACACGUCCUUUUGCCAACAGACUGCAGUUUCUUCACUGCCAAAAUGACAUCAUUUUCCACCUCUGCCCAGUGUUCAACAUCUGACAGUGCUUGUAGGAUCUCUCCUGGACAAACCAAUCAGGUACGACCAAAACUGCCACUUUUGAAGAUUUUGCAUGCAGCAGGUGCGCAAGGUGAAAUGUUCACUGUUAAAGAGGUCAUGCACUAUUUAGGUCAGUACAUAAUGGUGAAGCAGCUUUAUGAUCAGCAGGAGCAGCAUAUGGUAUAUUGUGGUGGAGAUCUUUUGGGAGAACUACUGGGAUGUCAGAGCUUCUCCGUGAAAGACCCAAGCCCUCUCUAUGAUAUGCUAAGAAAGAAUCUUGUCACUUUAGCCACUGCUACUACAGAUGCUGCUCAGACUCUCGCUCUCGCACAGGAUCACAGUAUGGAUAUUCCAAGUCAAGACCAACUGAAGCAAAGUGCAGCGGAAAGUUCCACUUCCAGGAGAAGAACUGCAGAAGAUGAUAUCCCCACACUGCCUACCUCACAGCAUAAAUGCGUAAAUUCCAGAGAAGGUGAUUGAAGUGGGGAAGAAUGAUGAUCUUGACGACUCUAAGUCCUUAAGUGAUGAUACUGAUGUAGAAGUUACCUCUGAGGUAUGAAUCUCCAGUGAAAGCUAUUUUGCACCAGCCCCGUCUUCAGAUGAUAUAAUUCCGGCAGUUCGCUUGUGUUGAAGACAGUUGUUCUCCCUCCACCACCCAUUUCUCUCGCCCUUGCCUAGUUGCUAAGUGAUGUUGGUUUCUUUACAUCUUGUAAGAGAUUUUUAUUGCAACUUAAGGGAAGGGGAUAAUUCGAUCUUAUCCUCUCUCUACCAUGAAAACAAUGAGAUUUAUGCCUGUGUGUGCCUUUCUCCCUGCCAUCAAAUCUCUUUGGAGACACAAAGUUACGCAAAAUAGUCCUGUGCUGCUUUCCACAACUCAACACCUCUCUGUAAUCUGAAAGACCCAUAGGCUAUCUAAAAUUAUUUGUUGAAUAUAAAAAUAAUAUUGUUUUCUUAAAAAGAAGGAAGUGGAAAACAGCUUAAUUUCCACACAGAUUGAUAUUAACGGAGGACUAUUAAAGAUUUGAUAUUCGGCUUUUGGGUUAAUAGGUAUGGAUUUGUCACUAGUUGAUAACUCAAGUCUAGACCCAGAUGUAUACCUUGCUUUUUACUUGCUGUUUCCCCGUGUUUCUUUUAGUCUUGCCACAGGUAAUACACUGUGGAGAAAAGGUUGUUGGAAGAAGGAUAAGAAGGAGAUUUUAUAUUUGCUGCUUGGAGAGAGAAACGUUUUUAGGUUGUUUCUGGUGUUGAUAGUUUCCCCCACUUCCACCACACCACUGUUGACCAUUGUGGUAGUUCAUUGCCAAUUAUCUGUGUGUAGCUUAGUAAUAAAGUGAACUAUAUUGGUCCAGUAAAAGUGUUCUUGACCAUAAUACAAAUAACCAAGAUAAAUGUUUCCAUAUUAAUCAGACUUUUGUGGCUACUUGGGCCCAGAAAACUGUUAAGCAAAUGGAUGCCAUUGAAUUUAAUAAGCCCUAUUAUCUUAUGUACUACUAAUGAAAAGUGAUGCCAGUUAAACUAUGGCACAGCAUCAGUCACAAAUUCCAAAUCUUUAUGAAGUUCCUUUGAUUAUUUGUACAACAUUUUAAAUGAGAUUGGAAGAUCUCAGACUGGCAAGAGUAUUUUGAGGCUGUCUGGAGUAUAUCCCAGUUUAACACAUGGUUGUACCCCUGCCUCUCAGUCUGGACAAUUGAGUUAUUUAUGACUUCUAUACCCGAAGUGCUCAGCCUUUGACCUGAAAGUAAUAAAGUUCAGCUUAUGUCAAAUCAUUGAUCCUGUCACAGCCAGGCAGUUAACCACAUUAGUCUUACUUGUUCCCUAUAGCUAUUUUUGAAUUAAGCAAAGCAUUUAAAAUUCAUUGAGAUCUAGUGUCUGUCUCCUAAUUUGAAUAUGGAAAAGUAGAGAAAAAUUACUUGGCAUUCAAGGACAAGAACAUUUAUUUUUCAGAGAGCACGAUUUAGGCAUAUAAUUAUACCUGUAAUCCUGGGUGCAAUGAGAGUGCAUGAGUAAAUUUAGUAGUUUUCAAAUCUCAUUUGUUUUAGCUUUCUUUUUUGCCAGAUUUUAUAACAUUUGCUAUUAGUGUAGAAAAGAAUGACAGAGUAGUCUCUUCAUUCUUCAGCCUCUUGCCUGGUAAAGGGGUAAGUUGUACAAAGAAAAAUAACCCCAAAGAAGGCCAUAAGGUACA
Messenger RNA from Sapajus apella (tufted capuchin), 2376 nucleotides. It is a transcript of the gene MDM4, whose product is annotated as MDM4 regulator of p53. Gene Ontology annotation, molecular function: ubiquitin protein ligase activity. Gene Ontology annotation, biological process: regulation of cell cycle; negative regulation of apoptotic process; protein ubiquitination. Gene Ontology annotation, cellular component: nucleus. The coding region runs from base 6 to 674 and encodes 222 amino acids. The record is from RefSeq and is a predicted model, not a curated record. The transcript has 8 exons. NCBI's taxonomy places the organism in Eukaryota, Metazoa, Chordata, Mammalia, Primates, Cebidae.